UCCAAGAAGUAAAAUAGAAGCAGAGCUGAGCAACAGAAGGCGCUCGUCUGCAUGAAGCCCAUCCAUACUACCAGAAAUAAUAUUCAAAUUCGAUUACAUCUGUAAGGUUUCCCCCGUUUUUUGUUUCCACAGAUCUAAAAGGUAGUAAAAACAUAGCAACGACAACGCAUGGAGAGCAUGUUGUUUGUAGAACUCGGUCAUCACUUGAUGUUUUUUACCACUCUUCAUCUAGCGAUAAGGCUCUAAAUAUUUGUCGCGAGCUUCAUAGAAGUGAUCAUUUUCGAAUUGCAACCUCUAGUGAGUAACACCCCAUCCGUAGACGAGAUAAGAUGCAGCUUGAAACCUAUAGUUCGAUGGUGCCUGAUGCUACGCUAAUAAAAUUAUGGGAGAAGGAAUAUUCGCCUAGUGAAUGGAGCAAACGCUUUCCCACAGCGACAGAGGUCAUAAACUUUCACGUGAAAUUUAUUACCGAAGUGAGCAAGAAAAAUCGACAAGAACUAAGUUGUGAACUAGACGUGGAAUAUGGCAGUGGUGACAGUGAGAAAUUUGAUAUCUACGGCGCCAAUCUUCCGAGAGAUGCCCCAUUGUUCGUUUACAUACACGGUGGUUACUGGCAAAUGCUAUCCAAAACGGAUUCCGGUUACUGCGCAGAGCCACUCGUUGCUAAAGGGUAUAGAGUGAUUGUCCUGGACUACGAACUAUGUCCAAAUAUAACACUUGAAGAGUUGGUGAGCCAAAUUAAGCGGGCCGGGGAAUAUAUUCUCAACUACGCGGGGGAAAACCAUGUCAAACACAUUUCAUUUGCCGGACAUUCUGCUGGUGCCCACUUAAUAGCAGCUAUGUUAGAUCUGAGCUUUGCAACCACAGUGAAAGAUGAACUUCAAUUCAUUAAACAUGUCUAUCUAAUAUCUGGUGUGUUCCGAUUGGAUGAGUUACGUUUCACCAAGGAAGUGAACGAGAACAACCUGUUGUGUUUGAAUGACGAAAACAUUGCGAAUCUUUCACCACUGAACAGCGAUUAUCGACACCUAUCAAAUAGUGGGAUUAAAUUCCACGUGUACGUAGCAGAAAAUGAUAGCGCAGUGUUUAAACAAAUGUCCAAUGAUAUUCACAAACAUUUAGACAACUGUGGAAUCACCAGUUCUUUACAAAUUUUACCUGGCCUUGAUCACUUCGAUAUAGUAGAGAAGUUAUCAGAGAAAAGUCACUCCAUCACUCAUGCAAUAUUGGAAAAUUUUGAAUCGUGAUGUAAUGCGCAUUUCAAUGAAUUAAAUUGAAACAAGGAAAUUCAUAACAGCUUAUUUGUCUCUCAGGAUUUAGGACAUGAGAAAAACCCCAGAAUAAUCCACCUAUAUGAUGCCUUUCUCGCUUAUUAUAAAAUGUAUAGAGAUAAGCUCUUUAGAGAGGCCAAAGCAGCAC
Armigeres subalbatus is the source of this 1419-nucleotide messenger RNA. RefSeq names its product kynurenine formamidase. Lineage: Eukaryota; Metazoa; Arthropoda; Insecta; Diptera; Culicidae. Bases 330 to 1247 code for a protein of 305 amino acids. The transcript is spliced from 3 exons. Gene Ontology annotation, molecular function: lipase activity; arylformamidase activity. The record is from RefSeq and is a predicted model, not a curated record.